GGCAAUGAUUCCUCCUUCCCGGGCAAGAGGAGUAGAAGAGGGCGGGAUCACCCGGCUUUGUGCAGCAACACUCCGCGUUGCUUUGCGGCAGGGCGAGCUGCGUGCGCCUGAUGCAAUCCGGCUGCCAUUGGGUGUGAUUUCUUGGGGAGGCAGCCGCUUGGAGAGAAGCGCCCCUCUUUUGCUCCCGGCCUUAGGAGAGCAGCCAUGUCUGCGGUCAUCAUUGAGAAGGCGGAGAGUCUGGCCUUGGGAGAGAUGUAUGUCUCUGACCGAGAGGGCUGCGACUCCACAGGCGAUGGAACACAGGAGAAGCCUUUCAAAACAGCUUUGAAGGCUUUGCUUGAAGUGGGAAAGGAGCCAUUUCCUACAAUCUACGUGGACUCCAACAAAGAAAACGAGAGAUGGGCUGCUAUUUCCAAGACUCAGCUCAAGAACGUGAGAAAACAGUGGCAGAGAGAGCUAUCGAAAACUGAAGCUCGAGAAAAGAAAGAGGCAGAAGAUGCGCUACGACGUGAAAAAAACCUGGAGGAAGCAAAGAAAAUUGUCAUUGAGAACGAUCCCAGUCUCCCAGAGCCUACAUGUGUAAAGAUCCGUGACCUUGAGGCUCACAGAGGGGAAAGAGUGAAAGUUUUCGGCUGGGUCCACAGACUGCGUAGGCAAGGAAAAAAUCUGAUGUUUAUUGUGUUAAGGGACGGCACAGGCUUUCUUCAGUGCGUCUUGACAGAUGAACUGUGCCAGUGUUACAAUGGGGUUCUUCUCUCUACUGAGAGCACUGUUGCUGUUUACGGAACACUCAACUUGGUCCCUGAAGGCAAACAGGCUCCUGGAGGCCAUGAGUUGUCCUGCGACUACUGGGAGCUCGUUGGCCUGGCUCCAGCCGGUGGAGCCGAUAACUUGGUCAAUGAAGAGUCAGAUGUGGAUGUGCAACUGAACAACCGGCAUGUGAUGAUUCGAGGGGACACCUUGACCAAAAUCCUGAAGGUGCGCUCAGCGGUUGUCCAGUGCUUCCGGGACCACUUCUUCGACCGGGGCUAUUAUGAAGUCACCCCACCAACUCUGGUCCAAACGCAGGUUGAGGGAGGCUCAACUCUCUUCAAACUGGACUAUUUUGGGGAAGAGGCGUAUUUGACGCAGUCGUCCCAGCUGUACCUGGAGACCUGCAUCCCAGCCUUGGGAGACGUGUUUUGCAUCGCUCAGUCAUACCGUGCAGAGCAGUCUCGGACUCGCAGGCACCUGGCUGAAUAUACACACAUUGAAGCCGAAUGCCCUUUCAUGACCUACGAAGACCUCUUGAACCGUUUGGAGGACCUUGUCUGCGACGUGGUGGACCGAGUCUUGAAAUCCCCUGUGGCGGCCUUGGUGUAUGAACUCCACCCGGAAUUUCAGCCCCCCAAGCAACCCUUCAAGCGAAUGAACUACUCAGACGCCAUUGUGUGGCUGAAAGAACAUGAUGUGAAGAAGGAAGACGGCACCUACUACGAAUUUGGAGAAGACAUCCCGGAGGCACCAGAGAGGCGCAUGACAGACACCAUCAAUGAGCCCAUUCUCUUGUGUCGAUUUCCCACUGAGAUUAAGUCCUUCUACAUGCAGCGCUGCCCUGAGGAUUCCCGCCUGACCGAAUCGGUUGACGUCUUGAUGCCCAACGUUGGCGAGAUUGUCGGAGGCUCGAUGCGUAUUUGGGACAGUGAAGAGCUGCUGGCCGGCUACAAGAGAGAAGGCAUCGACCCCACACCUUACUACUGGUACACAGACCAGCGUAAGUUCGGCACCUGCCCUCACGGAGGCUAUGGUUUGGGCUUGGAAAGGUUUCUGACCUGGAUUCUGAACAGGCAUCAUAUUCGGGACGUGUGUCUCUACCCACGCUUCGUCCAACGCUGCAAACCCUAGUCAAGAUCUUCUGGACAAACUCUUAACUUAGCAAAACCCCAUCCCUGAAAAAUUCAAGAACGCAUUUCAUCCUCCUACCCAUCUGUGUUCAAGCAAGAACAACCAAUCAUCUCCUUUUCUCAGAAGAAUAUGUCUUUGCAGCUGGUGUUAAGUUGAAAUCCGGUGGCUUUCAGAACCUCUUCUUCCCGGCCAGUCCGUCUUGAGAUUUGUGCUUAUUCAUUUGUUCUAGAUUGAUCUGUAGUCUAAACUCUUCUUCCUGUUACAUGUUAAGUCCUGUUUGAAAUAGAAGAAUCAGGGUAUUUGAUUACCUUCAAAUGAAAGGAGCUGGAUUUGGGAACCUGGUUUUUGGUUCAGUGGAAUAUUGAAAAACAGCGGAAUGUUAGCGUUUUCACAAGCAUCAGAUGUAUUGUAAUGCAAAAUCGUACAAAUUAGAAUGUUUAGAAAGUAUUGGGUUUACUGGUAAAGGAAUGAGCUCGGAUUUAAUCGUAGCCUCUCUCAAAAUACGUUUUUAGUAUAUACUCUUAAAGGGAGAUGGAGGAUUUACUGUCCAUGUAACUGUACCCCAAAAGAAAGUCAAAUGCUUAAGGAAAACGUAGCUCUGAAAUUACCACAGCUCAGUUGUAACGUUGCCGUAGUUACAAUAUUCGGUUAUGACUACAUGCACAGCUAUCUAGGGUGGAAGGCAGGAAUCCGCAACCUUUUUGAGGCCGUGGGCAGCUUUGAAAUUUUCAGAGGGGAUGGUGAGCAUUGCCUCAAAAUGGCCUCCAUGGAAGGUGGAAACAAACUGAAUAGCUCUCAUGGGGGUCAGAGCCAAACCCAAUGACUCCUUCCUCACACAUCCUGGGAAGACAGAAAUCCUGAAAUAGGAAUGGGCUGAGUAAGGAAAACCCACUUACUUACCAGUCCUCCUGUCCUCUGCUGGGAAACUUUAAUUUGAAUGAGAGAAGCCAAUAGUAAGCCUGGCUUUACAAUAGCCCAGCCUACUUUCUAAAAAGCUUGGCUAGUGCCUAGGAAAAUACUGGGGAGUCACCAUGUUGGAGAAGCCUGGUGUAAGAUAUACCCAGGGCUUUUUUUAUAGCAAGAACUCCUUUGCAUAUUAGGCCACGCCCACCUGAUGUGUCCAAUCCUCCGAGAGCUUACAGGGCUCUUAGUGCAGGGCAUACUUUAAGCUCCAGGAGGAUUGGCUACAUCAGGGGUGUGUGGCCUAAUAUGCAAAUGCAUUUCUACAAAAAAUGCCCUGGAUAUACCCUUGCUGCAAAAGGCGCAAAGUAUAUUUGGGACAUCUACGAAACCAGCGAGACUGAGUAUUAAGCAAUAGAAGAGAGACUACAGUAUACUGGAAGGAAGUGGACGUAUUCCUCAAAGAGCUGGCUGCUGCAUUUUGCAGCGUGACUUGGCUAUACAUUCUUUUUAAAAUGAGCCACAAAACUAUUUGGCAUGGCUUCCCCACCAAGGAUCAUAGGAGUUGCAGUUUCAGGAAGGUGCUCUGCUUCUCUCAGUGUGACUUGAUCUAUAAUUUCCUGGGCUGGGGAGAGAAGGAGCAGCUGAAAGGUGCUGCUGAUUGUAAUAAAUGGCCUUGUUGUUGCCAUUCCUCUUGAUUUUAAGGACCCUUUCCCUUGAUUUUAAGGACCCUUUUCCAGAUUGGUUGGGAGGAACAGGCGGCAGUAAUUGGUGUUCUCCGGCUUCUUUCCUCAGGGCCUAAACUCAGCAGCUUUCCUUUUACCUCUUUCUUUUGAACAUGACAUAUUUGUAACCAUUGUGCAUGUCUAACCUGGCACCAAAUAAAUUCAUGGAUUGUGGGUAACCAUUCUUCCUGACGGUUCCGAA
Molecule: messenger RNA, 3711 nt
Organism: Heteronotia binoei (common prickly gecko)
Lineage: Eukaryota; Metazoa; Chordata; Lepidosauria; Squamata; Gekkonidae
Gene: NARS1
Product: asparaginyl-tRNA synthetase 1
Exons: 15
Coding region: 205-1884 (559 amino acids)
Biological process (GO): asparaginyl-tRNA aminoacylation
Cellular component (GO): cytoplasm
Molecular function (GO): asparagine-tRNA ligase activity; nucleic acid binding; ATP binding
Source: RefSeq, a predicted model, not a curated record